CUAGAGCGGCUCCAGGCAGACUGGACGUCCCCAGUCUACAGCUUCUACAAGGCUACGCCGGAGAUCGUGUACAAAAAGGGCUGCCAUGCGCAUGUCUUCACCUGCCUGGCCAAAGGAUGUGGGUACGCUUGUUGUCGCUUCCUUGACACAGGUGACUUGUCCUCGACAGGCAACCUUCGCCAUCAUGUGUGGAAGUGCUGGGGUCCCGAGGUGCUUAAGGAGGCUGACAAGGUGGCAAAUGUUGCCGAGGUCCAAGAGAAAAUUGUUGGAGACCUGCAAAGAGAUGGAACCAUUACAUACAGCUUCGAGCAGAAGAAGGGCAAGGUGUUGUACUUGCACCAUACCCACACCCAUGCUGAGACCAGCCUCAUGAAAACUGGCCGCCCGGGAUACUGGAUCCCCUCACCAUCCACCAUAGCUCGCGACAUCCAAGUCAUCUACGCUAAGUGUCGUGAGAAGAUUGUGCACCUCCUCCAAGAGGACGAGGGCAACCUAAGCUUUGCCACAGAUGCGUGGACCUCACCCAAUCACUCCACAUUCAUCGCCGUGACAGUGCACUUUGUCCUCAAUGAUGAGCCCAUCAGUAUGCUCCUUGACUUGCUGGAGGUCGCCAAGGUGCAU
Molecule: messenger RNA, 621 nt
Organism: Trametes versicolor FP-101664 SS1
Lineage: Eukaryota; Fungi; Basidiomycota; Agaricomycetes; Polyporales; Polyporaceae
Exons: 2
Source: RefSeq, a predicted model, not a curated record